Messenger RNA from Knipowitschia caucasica, 1308 nucleotides. NCBI's taxonomy places the organism in Eukaryota, Metazoa, Chordata, Actinopteri, Gobiiformes, Gobiidae. The record is from the annotation of a GenBank genome assembly.
AUGGACAAUACCCACGGCCAUCACUGGAGCACAACAGAAGGGGCUCACCUGUGCAAACGGCACAAGAGACCUGUCCGUGCUUUCUGCCUUACAGACGAGCAGGUGAUCUGUGCUGCCUGUGAUGGUGAGCACAGAGGACACACCAUCGGCCUGGUGAAAGAGGAGCGCAGGAGGAAACAGGAUGAAGUAAAGAAGCUGAAGGAAAGGUGCAAGGAGUUCAUGCAGGAACAGGACUAUGCAUCUACCCUGGUCAAGGAAAAGGCCAAAGAAACAGAUGACUUCUGUGAGGCCAUCCUGACAAGUGUCAUUGACCUCCUGCAGACCCACUACAUGUCACUGCGACAGUGGGUCCAGGCCCAAGAGCAAACGGCACUGACCACGGUGCAGAGUCGGAGGGAAGCAGAGCUGAGGAGGAUGUGCUCACGACUCGACCACUUGACUUACACUGACAGUGAUGUGCAGUUCCUUCUGGACUGGCCCUUGGUGCGUCAGCGCUGUGAGACAAAGCUCACAGAGUUCACUGAUGAUCUGUACUGUCCCUUUGAGACCCUUCAAAAGACUGUCGCAUCUCUGGGGAAUCGGCUGGAGGACUUUUGCAAAAGAGAAUUUUCUUCAAUAAUAAAUAUUGAAUCUGGAUCCCUUCCUGAGGUAUUCGAGACGGACCAUGAUGACAUUCAGCAAACAAAUACAGACUGUGAUGUUGAUGAGAUUACCAGCAUGGUGACAACAGAGCACAUGACCAGGGAAUACUUUUUGGAGUAUGCCUGUGUUCUCACAUUGGAUCCCAGCACCGCUCACAAGGACCUGCUUUUGUCCAGAGACCUCAAAGAGGUGAAGGUGGCCCCAGCAGGAGCUCGGACCUCUCGUGGUCACUCUCCUGAGCGCUUCCUCCACAGACGACAGCUGUUGUGCAAAGAGGGUCUGCAGGAGAACCACUGCUACUAUGAAGUGGAAAUAAGCGGAGAUAAAACUGAGAUUGCUCUGGCCUACGAGGACAUCGACCGAAAGUCUCGUUUUAAACCUUCAGCGUUUGGUGCCAAUGAAAAUUCGUGGAGCCUGGACUGCACCUCCACACACUACUCUGUGAGCCACUGUGGGGACAGUGUGCAGCUGUGCUCUGUGCCGCAGCACCGGCGCAUCGGGGUGUUCCUGCAGUUCAGGAAGGGGGCCGUGUCCUUCUAUGAGGUCUCUGACACCAUGACCUUUCUCUACACCAUGCAAAGCAACUUUAGGAAACCUCUGUAUCCGGGGUUUUGGAUCGAUGCCGAUUGUUCCAUAAAGAUCUGUGACUUCAUGGAUGAAAAGUGA